Acaulospora colombiana is the source of this 1210-nucleotide messenger RNA. The record is from the annotation of a GenBank genome assembly. Lineage: Eukaryota; Fungi; Glomeromycota; Glomeromycetes; Diversisporales; Acaulosporaceae.
CGAACACCACCGCACGGAAUCCGAAGAACCCACCAUACCAAACCACGAAGAACACGAGAACACAAUGGACUCCGAAAUUGACGGUCCUCCUACCACAGAUACGGAGGCUGAUAUGAACGAGAACCUCAAUACAGACGAAGAUAUGACGAUACGCCUGAGCACACCAAUCGCGUUGUCUCAACCAACGACAACAACGAAAGACCCGAUAAAGCAAAAAGCAAAAAAGUCAACAACGAACAUCUUCACAAAAGGGAAAACGAAACCUACCCCAAAAGACAACAAUAACGAUGGAGACAACCCCUCCCUAGAACCCCCCACCUCCAGAGAAGAGCCCACCCCCCCCAAAGACGACGGGAAACAAAGACAAGAAGCCCAAUGCGAAGGAGAACCCCCAAGAAGAAAGGCAAGAACAACAACACGACCGAGCCCUCUGACGGGAAUGGAGAAGAAGCGACAACAGCGAACCCCGCCAAAGAACAGAACACACCUACAGAAAAGGAAGCCAACGCCACACGACAAAAACCAAACGGAGCUAAUACCUCUCGAUGACGUCCUUGCAGCUGACGAGGCAACAGCCGACGAAAACUUCGGAGCUUUCUUUAUACCGAAAGCACCCUAUGAAGAAACGAACGCCGAAGAGCCAGAAGGUCCUUCCUCAAAGACCAAGAAGAAAAGAGAAUGGAUCCAAUGGAUACCAAUCCGAAAAGAAGGACUCGAUCCGUCUAUGCUCCAUCAUAGUGGAAACAAUCUCGACUACAUGAGGGAAGAGUUAAUAAGGGAACUAGACAAAGCGCAAGCAAACUUACCGAACACGCUGCUACCCACGACUGCCGCGGCGAUCAUCAAUAAAGGAUACAAAAUACUGGCAAGAGUUGUCGGCUUCGACUACCCUGAAGAAGCACGCGAGGACUGGAUAAAACAUGCAGUGAGGUCAGCCCUUGACUCCGCAGGUGUAUCCCUCGAUUCGGCAAGAGCCCUGCUCCCUUUCAAAAAACCCGGAUAUGAUUGGGUCCUACUUCGCCCAUCGAAAGAAGCAUAUGACAUCCUAAAACCACUUCGAGGCCUCCUAGAUCCAAGGAGCAGAGCUUUAGUCUUAUUCCGAGAUUGGGACAUGAACCCACCAACGAGCCAGACGUUCUCGGUGCAAGGCAUUAUCAGCAUGAAAGACGACGAGAAGACAAAGGAGGCCUCAAUGAGGCGGCUUAAGACG